AUGACAUACCGAUUUAUUUCCGGUUCUCCACUCCGCCGUCCUCGUUGUCGAUAUCGCCUCAGGCCCUCGGCUCUGUGCUGUCCUGUUCGCUUCUCGUUCUACUGUGGACAAUCUGGCUCUUUGCUCAUCCCUCACCAUUCUACUUUGUUUUCUGUUCCAGGAUCACCUCUAUCGUGA
This is a messenger RNA of Heterobasidion irregulare TC 32-1, 177 nucleotides long. RefSeq names its product lep5-lignin medium expressed protein 5 (gene lep5). NCBI's taxonomy places the organism in Eukaryota, Fungi, Basidiomycota, Agaricomycetes, Russulales, Bondarzewiaceae. The coding region runs from base 1 to 177 and encodes 58 amino acids. The record is from RefSeq and is a predicted model, not a curated record. The transcript has 2 exons.